AUGGCCGGGUCUGCAUCAAUCACCGAGCCGGUCGGCGACGAAGGGAUGGCCGCCGGCGAUCCGAGAGGAGCUCCGUCGAUGCCGGGACGGUUCUUGAGCAGGGCGAGUGCAUCUGGCGGAGCCCCCUUCUUGUUCUUCUUUUUCUUGGAGGAGGAUGGUGAUCUUGACGCCGGGCUCCGUAAGAGGGAUGGUGACGCGCUGCUGCCGGCGGCCGGCACCCCGCCCGGCGGUGCGCGCUCGACGAUGGCCGUCAGGCUUGCCAUGAGCGCCUGACCAAAAUACGACCGGGAAGGCGUGCACCUAUUUUGGUGCUAUCGUUGUUGUUGUUGCGCAGUACAACGCUGAAGCCAGAGAGAUCGUUCUAUGGGCGGAUAAAUAUGUCCAAGUGUGAAGAAAAGUGGACGAUGGGGCACGAAAUGUUGCGUAUUUGAGUUUCCUUCGUACGGAUCGAAGAGCAUGAGAACACCUGAUGUUCCCCGUGAAAUAUUCUACCCGAAUGUGCGUGCUGGAUACUCGUGCAUGGUCACCCCCCACACCUGAAGCGUCGAUGGCGGUUUAGGCUCUUCCCACGUUGCGUCCUGGCCGGCCGGCACGGUGACUCUCUCGAAGGCCUCCCGCACCGUCAAUGUGGCGAAUUUUUUCACGGUGUCUGCCGCCAUCGCCCCGACAGCUGCCGCCGCCUUCGCUCUCAGCUUUUUCCCUGCCAUAUCUCUGUAUUUUCUUCGCCGGGGAAAUGGUCCCGUGCGCCGAAUGACCUGUUUUGGUUUGCCAAGAGAGAUUAUGAGAGCUCAAGCGGAGAAUCAUUCCAGAUGCCUCUCUCUCUCUCUCUCUCUCUCCCCAAUCUCUCUCUGCACACGUAGUAGGUAUCACGGCAGCCACGACUAAACAAAUAAUUCCCCACAGAGGCGGGAACAAGGAGCCCGCGGCCCCGGCAAGGGGGGGGCGAAUGUACAUGGUGCUGCUUUUCCCCUCUGUCUCACCCGGAGGUUGAACUGAGUGCUGUCGUCGUGGUCCAGCUCUAGCCUCCUGUCCUGCGCGAGCUCCUCGAGAACGUUCGGGGACACAUGCGCGCUGAGGAUUUGCUCGACGGUAGCCGUGCGUCCCAAGAAGAUCGUCACGCUCUUCCGCAGGCAGUGAGUCCAGAAACCGACACCGAGCACCUUGUUGCGAGAGAGAGGUUGUUGGUGUUACGACACGGCUAUGUGCGGCAACAAGCAAUAACUGAAGUAGCGAUAGAUAUCCGAGCUUUUCUGUUCAAGGACCGAGAAUUGAACGUGAUACCAAACAACCAUGAUACUCGGAACGUAGGUCGUUAUCCGGAGGAAGCGUUCUCCUCGUACUGUAUUCUUGUUGCUUGCGCGCUGCUUGAACGACUCGACGUGUGUUGAGACACUCAGUUGGUUGUUAUGGUAUUUGGAGGUAGACAUGUGAUCGUCGUUGGCCAUGGUUAUGUGGCACCGUCGGAUGCUAAGACGUGACGUCAUGCUAGAUCAGGGCUUUAUGCCGAGACAUGUGCCCUUCUGUUCAGUGUGCGUGCAGACGAUUCAUGAUGGUGUGUGCGUGGGAUAUUGUGAGUUGGCUUGGAAAGCGUUA
Ectocarpus sp. CCAP 1310/34 is the source of this 1593-nucleotide messenger RNA. NCBI's taxonomy places the organism in Eukaryota, Phaeophyceae, Ectocarpales, Ectocarpaceae. The record is from the annotation of a GenBank genome assembly.